Molecule: messenger RNA, 3936 nt
Organism: Chrysemys picta bellii (western painted turtle)
Lineage: Eukaryota; Metazoa; Chordata; Testudines; Emydidae
Source: RefSeq, a predicted model, not a curated record
ACCAGGGGAACAACCCUGAGCCUGCCGUAGCUCAUAUAGCAUCCUGAGAUUAAGAGGGGGCAGAUGCACCUUGCUCUCUGCAGCCAGGCGGACAGACUGUGAGCAGAGUGGCGUAGGCAGCACAGGGAUGAAAAACUUUGAAGGUCAUGCCCUGCCAGGGUGCUACUUCCUGGCAGUUGGGGUCCUGUGGUCUGUGAAAUACCCCAUCAAGUAUCUCAUGCAGAGGGAGAAUGAAUACAUCAGCAAAAAUAAGUGGUACCAGUAUCUGGAGCUCCUGGAAGGGAUGGGCAAAGUUAUCACUGCUCUAGCGGGGAUUCUUGCUGGACAGUUUAUUCCCGAGGGCCCCCAUUUGCAUCUCUACGCCCAGGAUCACACUUGGGUGGACCUGCUGACUUGGACACAUGGAACCAUGUACUUUGCUUAUGUCCUCGCUGGCCUAGUGGAUAUUCUCAUCUCCCUCCCACUUGGGCUGCCCCCAGGGCUGGAUCGCUUCAUGCUCUCCCAGGCGCUGUUUGUUGAAGGUUUUCUCUUUUAUUUUCAUGCCCAUCACCGCCCCGCGCUGGAUCAGCACAUCCACUCACUGAUGCUCAUUGCCAUAUUUGGUGGUGCCCUCUGCUCCCUUCUGGAAGUGUUCAUGCGAGAUCACCCAAUCUUGGAGCUCUUAAGGACUACCAUGUUCCUUCUCCAAGGAUCCUGGUUCUUGCAGAUCGGGUUUGUGCUGUACCCACCACGGGGAGGGCCAGGCUGGGACCAGACUGAUCAUGAAAACAUCAUGUUCCUCACCAUGUGCUUCAGCUGGCACUAUAUAGGUGCUCUCCUCCUCUUUAUCAUCAACUACACCAUCGUUAACUGUUGCAUUGAGAAGUGGAAGAAAUAUGGCCGUCGGGGAAAAGUUGGGAGUUCGACGUUCACCAUGAGUUCGUAUACUCCUCUCCUACUGGGAAUGGAUAACGUGGAAAAUGUUGACUCCACGCUGGGGUCUCUUCCUUCCUAGAAGCCAGGAGGGUUUUCCUGCCCCCAAAUAACAUGGCUGCAGAUUUGUCAUGGUGUUUUUUUAACAAAAAAAAUCACAGCGAGCUCACAGUACAUUUACUAAAAGUCUCAGGUUUAGGAAGAAAUGUUAAAAGUCACCAGGGGGACAUGUCAGAGUGGUGUAGGGUGACCACAUGUUCAGAUUUUAUAGGGACAGUCCCAAUUUUUGGGUCUUUUUCUUAUAUAGACCCCUAUUACCCCCCCACCCCAUCCAGAUUUUUCACUUGCUGUCUGGUCACUGUAGAGUGGUGGUGUUGGGUCUUGCCCCUAGGGGAUGGAAGGCCCUUGGGGAAGGAUUGGGCCUACCCCCAAAGGCUGGGAGACCCUGGGGGAGGUUGCAGAGUGACCCCAUCUCACACUCACCCUGCAGUGGGGCGCCUGUGCCCUGAGGCCUCCCAGAGACAUCAUGGAUCAAUGGAUUAAAAACCAAACACAGCAUCUGAUUCCCACCCACCCCCAUGACAAACGUGCAGCUCCACAAAUAACUAGUGAGAGGAAAAAUGGAUGGGGAAGCCGGAGAUCGAGGUUCAAUUCCUAGCUCCUCCCAAACAUUCCCCUGUGAUUCUAGCCAAGUCCCUUAACCUUUCUGUGCCUCGGUUAAUCAACUGUAAAAAUGAGGACAAUACUUCCUUUUGACCACUGUCUAGUCUAUUCAGUUUGUAAGCUCUCCAGGGCAGAGGCCAUCUCCUUAUGUAUGUACAGCACCUAGCACAAAGGGGAUGUGAUCUAGAUGCUCUAGAUUACAGCUGGGCAAAAAUAUUUCACACAAUUUAUUUGCUGAAAAAAUGCAAUACUGAUCAACCCCAAUUCACAUGAUCGCCCCCUCCGGCUUAGAUGCCAUUCACAAAACAGAAGAAAGGUAUCACCACCUCUUCUUCUUCUGUUUGUUGUGUGAAUCUAGCCCUUUAAGAAUGUCCAAAAACAUUUGUUUCAGGUCAAAUGACGUGCUUCAUUGAACCCAAAACAGAUUUUUUCAGUUCAGCAACAUUUUUUCAGUUUUCAAAUUCAGUUCAAUCAGCGCCCCUCCCCCACCCUUUUUUUAAAUCAGAACAGCCAACUGAAAAAUGAAUUAUUCACCCAGCUAGACUCUAGCCACUACUGUAAAUGCAAAUGAAUGUACACUAGCUGUCAUUCAGUUCUCUUUCAGCGGAAUAUAAAGGAACUUAAGCAAAGUGACUUACAGUGGGAGUCUUAAGCACUUUGAGAAUUUUGCUCAUCGUCAUCAUUCCAUUCCUACCCUCGCUGUUAAGACAGAAACCCUUUCCAUUAAACAGAAACAGCAGCACAUUCUCCCUUCCCACAUAACAACGCUGCCUGUUCUGAUGCCUGUUGCUCUGGGGUGCAUCAUUUGUGCCUUUAAGGUGUUUAAGGCAAAAGCGCAGGCGUUGGCCUGGCAGUCAGCUCCAGAGCUACGUAAACAAUACUUGACAGAAAGAUGACUAAGUAUUGAAAAUAGGCACCAGGUACAGGACUGGAGUCACAAGUACUAAAUCUGGAUCUGCCAGGAACACUCUCUGCUACUUUGGCCAUGUCGCAGUUACGUGCUUCAGUUUCCAUUUUCUAAAGAGAGAGUCAGAAAAAGGUUUUCCUACCUCAUCUACAGUGUAAGAAUUAUUGUAAAGCAUUCUGAAGAUGACAAGUGGCUCCUAACAUUUAAAUCAUGGUCUGGAAAGUCAUUUUCAUUAAGAACCACCCUAGGAGUAUCUCCAGGGCGAGUUUCUAGCCAUCAGGGUGCCCUGUACGGUUACAGAACAGACUGGCUUCGUUUUUUUUAGUACAUACCCACCCAUCAGUUGUUAAAAAAGGCAGACUUCGCUUCUCAUUAAAGGUGUUAAUAUUUUAUGGAUGUGUGUGGGGUAGGGGAAGUUUACUAAGGCCAUGUCUACACGACAAAAUUAAGUUGACCUAACUUACAUCAGCACACAGCCACCGCCGCAAUUACAUCGCUCAUACAUGUCUACACUUUGCUCGUGUCGGCGGUGGACGUCCUCACAAGGAGUGCUUGUAUUGAUUGUACUGUUAGUGGGGGGCAUUGCAGGAAGGCUUCUGAAAGCCUGUAACAGUCGACAUAAGCAACGCAGCAUCUACAUUGACUCUGCGUCAACCUAACUAUAUCAACCUUGACUUUACGCCGCUCGUGGAGGUGGAGUUAUUAAGUUGGCGUAACUGGGCAGUUACACUGGCAGGAGCGAAAUUUAAGUGUAGCCGCUUCCAUAGUUAACAAGCGGUCUUGCAUCAACCUAACUCUGUAUCAUAGACCAGGCCUUAGUCCUUGUGGGUGGUGGCUAGAAGUUACUCUCUUGAUGAGACGUGUGUCUAUCCCACUGGUGGAGAGAGGAGGAAUUAAGGCACUCGUAUAAUACAUAAAAAGACAUACCUUCUUUCUAACUCCAUGUGUAGCUUUUCCACCCAAAGGGUCUGUGCAGAGGUAGCUGCUCCUGCACCGCAGGGCAUAUACCUCAAAUUCUAGUAGAAGGAGCUUCAGAGCAGCAGUAACCCGGGGAGGGCCGCUCACGGUCAGCAAACAGCUUAGCAGCGACAGGGAAGGAAUGAAGAACUCUUUCCAUUUAACGAGCCCAUAAGAGCAGGGAUCUAAAAGUUCGACCCUUUUGGUGAGGGGAGAGGAGUGUCAAUUGAACACUAGUUAGCACAGGUUUUGCAAUAAGAAUGGCCGAGAGCAGUUUCUUGGCUGGUAUAAGCUAAUUUAAUCAUUUUAAUCUACACUGUAACUUUGCUUUUUCAAAAAUUUCAGAGGAAUUUGUCCCUAAAUGCCACAUAACAUUUAGACCUAGAGAGGAGUGAUGAUCUGGGGAAUUUGCUUGUACACUUUAUAAAUUCAUUGUCAGAUUAUGAACUCUGUAUCUUUACCAAGCUGCAAACUCCAUUUCAAAUAAAGGGCUAGUC